Messenger RNA from Dreissena polymorpha, 901 nucleotides. RefSeq lists its product as uncharacterized. The record is from RefSeq and is a predicted model, not a curated record. The coding region runs from base 1 to 819 and encodes 272 amino acids. NCBI's taxonomy places the organism in Eukaryota, Metazoa, Mollusca, Bivalvia, Myida, Dreissenidae. The transcript is spliced from 6 exons.
AUGGUAACAAAGUUGGGCAUGUUUUGUCAAAGAGUGCCACUCUCGGAUGGAGCGACCGACGUCGUCGGGACAUCGGUCGGGAUCUCAGUGCUCUGUGCCGACAGUUGUGAGUGGCGUGCGCUGGGCGGGACUGGUUCCUCAACGGAAGUUGAUAAAGUUGACAACCGGCCCACUUCCGGUCGAUGUUGGCCCUACACCGCCGGGCUAGACAGAUCGUCCAUCUCUGCAAAGCAGCCAGUCAGUCCUUUCCAAUACCAGAAGUUACUCGCUCUUGGUUUCCGGCCCAGUACGCUCUUGCUGGACCCGGACUGCGUGUAUGAUGCCACCUGCCACCGCGUCUGUAGUACGCAUGCACCGCGAUCCCGGAAGGAGAGCCCACAGAAACCGGACGCACCUAGCGGGAUCGUGGCACGGGGAGCUGUUGAUCCUCAGAUCCGGUCCAGCCCUCUUGGUUUCAGUGACGCGGCAACGCCGGAUGAUCUAGCUGGCCAGGACGCCAAUGUCAUGCGCAGUGACAACAUCGACCGGAUCGCUCCAAGUCUGCACAUUCGCAGUGACGACAUCGACCGGAUCGCCCCAAGUCUGCACAUGCACAGUGACAACAUCGACAGGACCGCCCCAAGUCUGCACAUGCGCAGUGACAACAUCGACCGGAUCGCCCCGAGUCUGCACAUGCGCAGUGACACACCACCUAGUCGUCCGAACACCGCAGUUUUCAGUUUCCGGAGCAACGAAAACGUGUCCCACUCGAAGCAACCAGCAUAUCCAGUAAUACUACUAUUACUGCGUCUACCGCUAUUGCUGCUGUUGCUGGUAUGACUACUACCCCUACUACAACCACUACUUAUAAAAUCACGAACAGGUGCAGUACCUAAUACAGACUCAACUCAACGUUCCGGUG